Molecule: messenger RNA, 5750 nt
Organism: Camellia sinensis
Lineage: Eukaryota; Viridiplantae; Streptophyta; Magnoliopsida; Ericales; Theaceae
Product: protein ESSENTIAL FOR POTEXVIRUS ACCUMULATION 1
Molecular function (GO): protein binding
Source: RefSeq, a predicted model, not a curated record
UUGUGUUUCUCUCUCUCUUACCUUCUCCUCAGCAGUAAUUCGAAACAUCCAAAAAAAGGGUUUCUUUGGCGUCUCCGAGCUCCUUCUCUCUCUCCAACUCUUCCUUUUCUCGCCGAUCAUCCAUGGCUGCCAAGUCCGAUAUCGAUUCUCGCAGCGUCCAGAUCUCCAAAGAUGUGCAUGGAUCUGACAAUCCUAUUCCGCUUUCACCACAGUGGCUUCUUCCGAAGCCAGGGGAGAACAAGCCUGGAAAUGUAACUGGGGAGAACGAUUUUAUCCCAUAUCCAGGUUAUGCAAGUCGUUCAGAUGCGAUGAAGUCAUCGGGAAACGGUGAGGACAUGCAUGAAACCCCGAAGAAAAAGGAUGUGUUCAGGCCAACUGUGCUUGAUAUGGAUUCUGGUCGCCGUGAUCGCUGGCGUGAUGAGGAAAGAGACACCAAUUUGGCUGUUCGAAGGGAUCGUUGGAGGGAGGGAGAUAAAGAGCUUGGCGACUCCCGUAAGGUGGACCGAUGGGUGGACAACUCUUCUGCAAGGAACUUCGGAGAAACACGUCGUACUGUACCUGAGCGGUGGACUGAUUUGAGUAACAAGGAAACUAAUUAUGAUCAACGUCGUGAGAGCAAAUGGAACACACGCUGGGGGCCUGACAAUAAGGAGACAGAUAGUUUGCGUGAUAAGCGGAUAGACUCAAACAGAGACGCUGACAUGCCUCUUGAUAAAGGGUUGUCUCAACUUACUCAGCAUGCGAAGGAUGAGAAGGAAGGAGAUCAUUAUCGGCCAUGGAGACCUAAUUCUCAUAAUCGGGGACCUCCCCAUCACCAAACUCCAAAACCAAACAAACAGGGCUCUACAUUUUUGCAUAGCCGAGGACGUGGGGAUAAUGCUCUACAAACCUUGUCGCAUGGUCGGGAAAGGGUUGGCCCCAGUGGAAGCUCUUUGAACAGUGCUCAUAUUCAUUCUCAGUCUUUUGUAACUGUCUCAGAAAAAGGUGAAAUUGGCCAUGGAGAGCCUUCCCCUUUAAGAUAUAGCAGGACAAAAAUGCUUGAUGUGUACAGGAUGACCGAUAUGAGGUCAUGCCGGAAAAUAUUAGAUGGGGUUGUACCAGUGCCUUCCCUUACACUGGAAGAACCAGUAGAGCCUCUAGCAUUUUAUGCACCUACCCCUGAUGAAUUGGUUAUUUGGAAGGGAAUGGACAAAGGGGAUAUUGUAAGUAGUGGUGCACCUCAGAUUUUUAAAGAGGGAUCCAUUGGAAGAAACUCAAAUGAUCUUGGACAAGCAAGACAAGCCAAGUUUGGUAGUAGAGAAGAUUUUUUACUUGCUGGUGAUGAUCAUGAAGGUGACAAUGUUGGUGGUUUGUCCUAUGAGAAACGAAUGCAGUCUUCUGGGCCAGACGCAAAUAUGGAAACCUUUCAGGAUCAACAGAAGUACUCUCAUAAUAAAUUAAAUCCUGAAGCCUUGAGAGAAGAUGGUGCUCGUUAUUGGACUGAUGAGGUGGCUAUCAAUAAAGAGUCAAGUGUGCAGGGAAAUUCUUCUGUUCAUCCUGGCACAGCAUGGCGAUCCUCAUCAAUUGGAGAACAACGUACAGAUCCAACCUCUCAUGAUUGGAGAGCGACUCCAACUGGUUUCAGGUCAAGAACUUCUGAUAUUGGUUGGUCACAAUCACAGAAAGAUCUGAACAAUGAAUGGGGAAGUGGUUUGGCUGACCUUUCUUACUCCAAAGAUGAAUCUAAAGGGGAGGUUGGCAAGGAUUCGAUUAUUAGGAGGCAGCCGUCUGCAGUCUUGGACAGGGAACAGGAACCUGGGAAACUUUCACAGCCUUCUCCGGAAGACAUUCUGCUUUACUAUAAAGAUCCACAGGGUGAAAUCCAAGGUCCUUUUUCUGGGAGUGAUAUUAUUGGGUGGUUUGAGAUUGGAUAUUUUGGUAUAGAUUUACAAGUUCGUCAUGCAAAUGCACCGCAUGACUCAGCAUUUUCAUUACUUGGUGAUGUUAUGCCACACUUGCGAGCAAAAGCCCGACCUCCACCUGGAUUUAGUGCACCAAAACAGAAUGAAGUUGUGGAUGGAUCUGGUAGGUCAAACUUCAGUGCCGUUGGAAAGCUUCAUGCAAGUUCAAGUGAGAUUGAUAUGACUAAGGCUGAACAAAGAUAUAAACUUAGUUCAACAACGGAUGCUGAAAAUAGGUUUUUGGAGUCCCUGAUGUCUAGUAAUAUGAGUGCUUCUCCACUUGAAAAGCUUACUUUCUCUGAAGGUAUGCAGGGAUAUAUUGGAAACAAUACGAGUGGUAUGCCUCCCGGAAUGGAAAGUGGAGACAACCUGUACCUCUUGGCCAAGAGAGUGACACUUGAACGACAGAGGUCUCUGUCGAAUACUUAUCCAUAUUGGCAAGGGAGGGAUGCAGCACCAAUGGUUCCUAAUUCGGAUAUUGUCCAGGACUCCACAAAUCCACAUUCAAAACUUCUAUCGUCAAUUGGUGAUAAUCCUCGUCAGCAACCUCAUUCCCAGAAUUUGAUGUCUAUCCUUCAAGGUUUACCUGACAGGUCUACCUCUAGCUUCAAUAAUGGAGUUAGUGGCUGGUCAACUUUCCCGGUCCAGGGUGGCUUGGACCCUCUUCAGGAAAAGCUGGACUUGCAUCAUCGCCAGAAUUUUCUUCCCCAAGCUGCAUUUGGUAUCCAACAGCAGAGGCUACAACCACACCAACCCUCUUUAACAAAUUUACUAGCUCAAGAUAUAGAUAAUUCUUCUAGCAUUUUAACCCCUGAAAAGCUACUCGCUUCUGGUCUUUCUCAAGAUCCACAACUUUUGAGCUUGUUGCAACAACAAUACUUGUUGCAGUUACAUUCCCAGCCACCAAUUCCAUCACAGCAGAUGUUGGUAUUGGAUAAGCUCUUGUUGCUUAAGCAGCAGCAGAAACAGGAAGAGCAGCUACAAUUGUUGCGGCAGCAACAACAAUUGCUCUCUCAGGUGCUGUCCGAUCAUCAUCCUCACCAGCAUUUUGGUGAGCAAUCUUAUGGACAGUUACAGGCUUCUUCAUUGCCAGCAGGGAAUGCUUCUGCUGAGCAUCCUAGGUUUCAGCUGUCACACGAGUUGUUUCAGACAGGCUCACAGAUGCCAGUUCCAAAUUUACAAGAUGAACACGUUUCUAACUUUGUUAGUUUACCUCCUAGUGUUUCCUUGGAUGUCAGUCAUAAUGUCGGUUCUGAAGGCUCUUCUAUACAUUUGCCACACCAAAUGUUUGGGAAUACGGUCCAUGAAAAAAGUUGGGGUUCUGCGCUGAGAGAACAAAUUGAUGACACACAACAAAAUAAUUCUUUGGUCACAUCAGCCACCAUUGAUAGCUUACCCCAAUCCGAGGUGGUUCACAUACAUCCACAGGAGCAGAUAUCUGAAAACAUUUUGAGAACUAAUGAUCCCGUCACAGUUAAAACCUCUGACGCUGCUGUGGAGUUUGUGCCUUCAGAACUUCCGGAAAAAUCUGCUUCAGUAGAAUCAAUGGGGAAUUAUGAGAAUGACAUUUCAUUGCCUGAGGAAGUAAAUGAACUGAUGGUUCCGCUUACAGGUGCUCUUGAGGAAGCACUUGUUGAAGGAGAACAAUGCAAUGAAGAGACAUCCAUGGUGAAAGAACUGAAAACUGUAGAAGCUCCUGAAGUAAAGAAAACUUCUGAGAAGAAAUCCAGAAAGCAGAGGUCUUCCAAGGCACAAUCCUCCAACCAGUUGAAAGGAGUUCCUAAAACAUCCUCUUUGCAACAAUCAAAGUCAUCUGAAACUGAAGUUUCUAAUGUUGCUGGUAUGAAGAAUGAGACACAGAUUGCCCCAGGAGAAAUAGUUCAUGCACUGUCUCCACAACGAACUAAGGAUAGCAAAUCUGAAGUCGUUAUGGUUGAAAUUGUGGAUGAUCAGCAAGUUAAAAGCUCAUUGUCCACAGGUGCAUCCGGAGAUGGUAGUGAAUCUGUGGAUGCAAAGGGUGAUUCCAGACUGGUUGGCCCUGCGUCACAGCUUAACACACAAGUACAUACUGGACAGCGAGCUUGGAAGCCUGCCCCUGGUUUCAAGCCAAAGUCACUAUUGGAAAUUCAACAGGAAGAACAGAGAAAGGCACAAACAGAAAUUGCCAUUUCAGAGAUCCCAAUGUCAGUAAACUCCGUUAGUUUCUCGACUCCUUGGGCUGGGGUUGUGGCCAAUUCAGAUCAUAAAACAGAUGCAGGUAGCAGUGAGUCAAAUUUGGGGAAAUCUGAGAUUUCUAUAAACCAAAAGAGCAAGAAGAGCCAAUUACAUGAUCUUUUGGCAGAAGUUUCGGCAAAGUCUAACGAAAGAGAUAUGGAGGUUCCAGUCAGUAGUUCCCUACCAGUUAUGAGUGCCCAACUGGAUUCAGUUGAUGAUGACAACUUUAUUGAGGCGAAAGACACUAGAAAGAAUCGCAAAAAGUCUGCAAAAGCCAAGGGGAUUGGAGCUAAGGUCUCAUUGCCAAUUGCUUCGGUUGAUCUCUCUGUUGGUUCAAGUCCCAAUGAGAAAGGCAAGGGUGCUAGGCAGGUGCAGCAGGAGAAGGAAGUGUUACCUGCAGUCCCUUCUGGUCCUUCUUUAGGAGAUUUUGUUCUCUGGAAGGGGGAGCCUGAGUAUCCCACCCCUGCCCCAGCAUGGUCCACCGACUCUGGGAACCUUCCAAGGCCCACAUCGUUGAGGGAUAUCCUAAGGGAACAAGGAAAAAAGGUUACUUCUGCCCAACACCAAAACUUAAUUCCUACUCCUCAGAAGUCCCAGCCAACUCAGCUCACCCGUGGAAGUGGUCCUUCUCGAUCUCUUUCUGCAUCAUCUCCAGUCAAGGAUGUGUCUCCUAUCCAGCUUGUUUCCCAUGCUUCUGCUCAAUUGAAACAUAAAGGAGAUGAUGAUCUAUUCUGGGGUCCGUUGGAUCAAACAAAGCAAGAAGUGAAGCAGUUGAACUUUCCUCAUCUUGCAAGUCAGGACAGUUGGGGAACCAAAAACACCCCUGUGAAAGGGACAGGAUCAUUGCAGAAAUCUCUUUCAUCAUCACCUGCCCCUGCUCAGUCAUCCUUGAAAGGGAAAAAGAAUGCCAUGACUAAGAACUCAGAGGCCAUGGAUUUCAGAGAUUGGUGCGAGAGCGAGUCCGUCAGGCUUAUCGGGACAAAAGAUACAAGUUUCCUGGAGUUCUGUUUGAAGCAAUCCAGAUCGGAGGCUGAGAUACUACUGGUAGAGAACCUGGGCGCAUAUGAUCGUGACCACAAGUUCAUUGACAAGUUCCUCAACUACAAGGAGUUGUUACCUGCAGAUGUCCUGGAAAUUGCCUUCCAAAGUCGGAAUGAUCGCAAGGCCACUGGAUCAGGUGCCAGAGAUAUGAAUUCUGACAAUGCUGGUGUCAGGGAUUCUGACCAAGGUAAUGCAAUGGGACCUGAUGGGCCCAAAGGGGGAGGAGGGAAGAAAAAGGGAAAGAAAGUGAAGAAGGUGAGUCCUUCAGUUCUGGGAUUUAAUGUUGUUAGCAACCGGAUCAUGAUGGGUGAAAUUCAGACUGUGGAAGAUUAGGAAGGUUUCGAAGGUACUUGUAAAUACAUUUUGUCUAAAGAACUCUGUAAAUUGUUUUUACUUUGGUUUUGUUUUCCAUCAGAGUCAUCAGCAGUGGCACUAAGUUAAUCUGCUCGAGCAAUUUUGUGAAGUAACAUUUGAACAUUAGAGCCCUUGUUAUUUUGGUUCUAGAAUUUUUGAGUUCAAUCUGAAAUCAAUUUAAGCUCUCUUUACUUCUUGUUA